AUUGAAAGAUUUUAAGGAUGAGCACAGGAGUGGCACAGCUGCUAUGAAGAAAACCAAAUCCAACAAUUGGCCAUACAUGGAAAUGCUGAGGAGCCACAGCGAUGUUUCACCUAAGCAACACGAUUAUCCAAAGAAGAGUGCCGCCGCUUGUGAAACACCGAAUGUGAAACAGAGGAGAUCUUCAAGGAAAUGUUUGCAUCGCCUGGUCGCUCCCUGGAAACAAACUCAUCCACAAGCAAGGAGUCAUCCGUGACCUUGCCUGAGUCGACAGAGCGACGGGCACGGAAGAGGCAGAAAAUUAUGAAGGAAACCGAGGCAGUCGAUUUGAGAAUUGAAGCAAUAAGGGGCACCUUCGCAGAAAGUCAGUCAAUGGACGAUGUUACCCAUUUCGUGCUGCCUCUUGUGCCAGCAAUCAAGGAAGCACCUAAGCACAUGCAGCAGAAUCUGUGGUUAGAGCUGCAAAAUAUUGUCACAUCCUACGGCACCGGAAAGCAUCCCGAUCCGCUUAUUACAAAUUGCAAUUAACCCUUUCACUGCCGCUCCCGAGAUAACUCGGGCAACCACACCUGCGCACCCCCUGCCUCUCCCGAGUAUGCUCGUUUUGGCUUUUUAACUCACUCCCUGCCGCUCCCGAUAAUACUCGUGUAAAACAAAAUGAUGCAAGCAUGUCGCACCAUCUAUGGAGAUGCCACAUAAAUAACAUAAAACUUGUAGGAUGAUUUUUCAACAGGUGGACCGCAUGCUUCUACGUCCGCGCUGCUUCGUCUUCGUCUCAGCAGAGCAGCCAUGGCGAGGCAGCGUUCCUCGCGUGUCUGCGCUUUGACGGGUGAAGAAAUUCAAGAACUGCUUAUGAAUUUGGACUUCAAUGACAGUGACAGCGAGGAAGCAGCCCAUCUAAGUGCCUUGUCGAGUGAUGACAGUGAUGAAGAGCCCCUACCACCGAGAAAUCAGCGUAAGAAGGGGAAACCUGGCGAGUGGGAUUUCUGCUGGAAGAAGAAAGAGUUCAAGCCCCAGGAGCAUGCUUUCGAUCCAUCUCACUCGGGAAUCUGCGAUGACAUCACAGCGGCUUCCAGUGAGCUCGGGAUUUUUUAAAGUUUGUUUACGCCGGACAUUGUGGAAGCAAUUGUGGAUCAAACGAACAUUUUCCAGUGCCAAGUACAUACUGUCUCCAUACCACUGUACUGUACAUGCUGUACUAUACAUGCUGUCUCCAUACCAGGAUGUUUGUAUUGACGAAAGCCUGCUUCUUUUCAAAGGGCAAUUGGCAUUCAAGCAAUAUAUCCCAUCCAAACGAAGCAGAUUCGGCCUGAAAUCAUUCAUACUCUGUGAUGUGAAGACAGGCGUAGUGCUGGACAUGGUGUUGUACACCAGAUCUUCAACUGAGAUCAACAACUCUGAGAUGGGAUAUGGAGCCUCAGUUGUUAUCACUUUACUGGACAAGUACUUGGGCAAAGGGCACGUCCUCUGGGUUGACAAUUGGUACACCAGUCCCGCCCUAUUCACCUACCUUUUCAAAAAGAAGACCAAUGCUUGCGGUACAGUCCGGAAGAACAGGAAGGGUAUCCCACGCGACGAGAAAAGACUGGAAGAAGGGGAAACCAGCGAGAUGUGCAAUGAUCAGCUUCUCUUCGUCCACUGGAAAGACAAACGUGAAGUGCUCAUGCUCACAACGAAGCAUAAGAGUGGCAUGGUAGAGUCUGGGAAGGUGGACAGGAAGACGGGCGAGAGCAGAAAGAUUCUCCUGUGCGUCUCCAAGUACAACUUAUGCAUGGGCGCUGUAGAUAAGGUAGACAUGGUUGUGACCGUGACUGGCACAGUCACAAGGAAGUGCAUGAAGUGGUACAAGAAGUACUUCUUUCACCUCUUGGACAUCACCAUCCUCAACAGCAAUUUACUGCAAAUCACAGCCUCUGGUAAAAAAAGAAGCAUGGCAGACUUUCGACUCGAGCUUGUCCGCCAGCUAAUCGUGAAGUACCACGAAGGAAACUCAAAGCCAAAGGGAGGACGCCCGUCGAAGGGUGAAGAUCCAGCAUGGCUGACAGCGCGCCACUUCCUGUCCCUAAUACCACCGACUACCGCGAAGCAGAACCCAACACGAGUCUGCCGCGUCUGUGCUAACACACAGCAUCGACCUAAGCAACGAAAAGAGUCUCGCUAUCUGUGUUCUAGCUGCCGGGUGCUGCUUUGUGUGGUGCCUUGUUUUGAAGAAUACCACACCAAAAAAGUUUUCUAAACACCUGGACAUCCUAAUUAGCAGAUAAUUAUUGCUAAUUAGUUAAGUGUCAAUUUCUUGUAUUCAGUAAGACUAAUAUCUGUAAGAUAAUACUGAAUAAAAAUGUUUACAUGACCUUCA
Messenger RNA from Dermacentor andersoni, 2353 nucleotides. The record is from RefSeq and is a predicted model, not a curated record. Lineage: Eukaryota; Metazoa; Arthropoda; Arachnida; Ixodida; Ixodidae.